This is a messenger RNA of Cynoglossus semilaevis (tongue sole), 4476 nucleotides long. Its product is annotated as dynamin-1-like protein. Bases 219 to 2240 code for a protein of 673 amino acids. Gene Ontology annotation, biological process: intracellular distribution of mitochondria; mitochondrial fission; peroxisome fission. The transcript is spliced from 18 exons. Gene Ontology annotation, cellular component: membrane; microtubule; mitochondrion. Gene Ontology annotation, molecular function: GTPase activity; GTP binding; microtubule binding. The record is from RefSeq and is a predicted model, not a curated record. NCBI's taxonomy places the organism in Eukaryota, Metazoa, Chordata, Actinopteri, Pleuronectiformes, Cynoglossidae.
CGUGACGCAAAUAUUUCGUCCAAUCAAAUGGAUGAACUGUUUGCCCCGCCUCUAUAGAAGUCUGAUGUUUGUUUCUUCGUCUACUCGUAUUUUUUUAAUUCUAAAGAUGCCACAUCCUUUACUCGGCUUUUUUCUCUGAAGUAUGAGUGAAAAAAUUCAGCGGAGGAAAAGGGACAUUUCGUCGUAACCACCGUGAUUCUGCACAGUUUAUCGGAAGGAUGGAAACUCUGAUCCCCACCAUUAACCGGCUGCAGGAAGUCUUCCUCACAGUGGGCGCAGAGAUCAUACAGCUGCCUCAGAUUGUUGUGGUGGGAUCUCAGAGCAGUGGAAAAAGCUCAGUGUUGGAGAGCCUGGUUGGAAGGGACUUCUUACCUCGGGGAUUGGGAAUUGUCACAAGACGACCGCUGGUGUUGCAGCUCAUCAAUGUCGCCCCCCUAAAGGAGCGACUGAAGCUCGAUAUUGGAAAUGUGGAAACGCAAAAUACUCAGAACAGCUACCCAGGUGUCAAGGCUGAAGAAUGGGGUACAUUCCUCCACUGCAAGAACCAGAUUUUCUCAGAUUUUCAGGAAAUCUGUCGAGAAAUCGAAGCAGAGACUGAACGCACUUCGGGUGACAAUAAGGGAAUCAGUCCUGAGCCCAUAUAUUUGAAGAUCUUCUCUCCAAAAGUCUUAAAUCUUACCCUAGUUGAUUUACCAGGAAUUACCAAGGUUCCUGUCGGGGACCAGCCAGAAGACAUUGAGGCUCAAGUGCAAGAAAUGAUCUUGUCCUUUAUCUCCAAUCCAAACUCCCUCAUCUUAGCAGUGUCUCCUGCCAACUCCGAUUUGGCCACCACUGAUGCACUCAAAUUGGCACGUGAGGUUGAUCCAGAUGGUCGUCGAACACUGCUGGUGGUCAGUAAGCUAGACCUGAUGGAUGCAGGCACUGAUGCGCUGGAGGUCCUUCUGGGUCGCGUCAUCCCAGUCAGGCUCGGCAUCAUUGGUGUAGUUAACAGGAGUCAGCAUGACAUCAACAUUCAGAAGAGCCUGGAGAACUCGCUGAAGGAUGAGCAGGCCUUCCUGCAGCGCCACUAUCCUUCGCUUGCCUCCCGUGCUGGUUCACGCUAUUUGGCCAAGACUUUAAGCAAGCUUUUAAUGCACCACAUUCGGGAAUGUCUUCCGGACCUCAAAACCCGUGUGACCAUGCUGAGUGCACAAUAUCAGGCGAGGCUCAACAGCUAUGGCCAGCCUGUGGAGGACCAGAGUGCCACCCUUCUGCAGAUUGUCACCAAAUUCGCCAGUGAUUACUGCAACACCAUUGAAGGCACAGCCAGACACAUUCAGACCUCAGAGCUAUGUGGCGGCGCUCGGAUGUGUUACAUUUUCCACGAGACUUUUGGUCGCACUCUACAAUCCAUCGACCCCCUGGGGGGACUGACUGAGCUUGAUAUUCUCACUGCCAUCCGCAAUGCCACGGGUCCGAGGCCAGCUCUUUUUGUGCCUGAGGUUUCCUUUGAGCUGCUGGUGAAGCGGCAAAUUAAGCGUCUGGAGGAACCCAGUCUGCGCUGUGUGGAGCUGGUUCACGAGGAGCUGCAGAGGAUCAUCCAGCAUUGCUCCUCUUUCAGCACACAGGAGCUCUUGCGAUUUCCCAAACUGCAUGACUCCAUUGUGGAAGUAGUGACUGGAUUACUGAGGAAGCGUUUGCCGGUUACUAAUGAAAUGGUGCAUAAUUUAGUCGCAAUAGAACUCGCCUACAUCAACACAAAGCACCCAGAUUUCACAGAUGCAGCUCAGGUCUCAGCAUCUGUCAACAGUCAGCAGGCAGAUGCCCUUGAUGGAGGAAAGCGCUGGAAGAAUGAGAUGGUUGGAGAUAAUAAAAUUCCAGUGUCAGGCUUUGGAAGCCCCAGCAAAGGUCGUGCCAUUAACCUCCUCGACACAGCUGUGCCCACAUCACGUAAGCUGACCGAGAGAGAACAGAGGGAUUGUGAAGUCAUCCAGCGCCUCAUCAAGUGCUACUUCCUCAUUGUCCGUAAAAGCAUCCAAGACAGUGUGCCCAAGACAGUGAUGCACUUCCUGGUGAACUAUGUGAAGGAGCAUCUGCAGAGCGAGCUAGUGGGUCAGCUUUACAAACAGCCCCUGCUGCAAGAGCUGCUUAUUGAGUCGCAGGACACGGCACAGCAGCGAACAGAGGUCGCUCAAAUGCUAGAGGCACUUAAAAAAGCCAAUAACAUCAUUUCUGAGAUCCGAGAGACCCAUCUGUGGUAGCCAGAAGACACAAAAUCCUCUUGUCGUGGGACAGCACUGAAAGUAUGAGAGUGGGUGUGUUUACAGCAGUAAAAGUACGGAGUGUGUGGAUGUGUGUGUGAGAGAUUCCAAAUGUGUGGCAGCACCAACCGUUUUCCCAUGGACCAAUGACCGCAGCACAUUGAGAUUGUCAUAACUGGGGGCUGUUGCUUUUUCACUGUGAACACUCGGUGUGGUAAUGGACACUGAUUUAAACCCUCAGGUCAGAAGUGUUAUUUUCUGUCUAAAUGUGAAGGGUAGACAUGAGAGUGAAAAUUAUGCAACACUUUGUGACAUAAUGUCUGCGUGUUGGUAUGUAUGUUGCUUUAAAUGUGAAUUAUAUGUAGAGAGUUUUGACUGGUGAUUCAGGGUUUCUGAAGUGUUUUCUUUGAGGUAGUACUACUGACAGUUACUUACAAGUCAGUACUUGGAUGCUUGCACACAGUUGUUUACUGUGACACACACAAAAAAAUUAUUUCAGCUACUAAUUCAAAAUUGAAUGCAGUUUAGGUAACCUUAAAAGAAAAGUAUGAAGGAAUGCUGAGUAAGUGUUGGUAAACAUUGUAGCUCUCCUUGCUUCCUACAUGGGGUGCUUUAGUGUAGUGCAAAUCUUUAAGCCUGAUAUUGUAAGACUUAAAACUGUAUUCUGUGAUUUAAAAAGCCUGUCCCUUGCAUAUCUGACACCCACUAAGUUUGUACUUUCUACUGGUAAACAUCUCAACUCAGAAAAAUUGUCAACACUUGCAAAAAAGAAAAAAUGUAAAAACACUGUCAGGGGACAAGAAACCUGCUAAUCCACUAAAGUGAGGGACGUAAUUGUGGUUUAUUUUUUGAACAUUUCUUUACUUUACCUUUAAGUUUGUUAUAUAAAGUCUCUCCCCUAAAUUAACAUAGCUGAUGUUUUGCUGCCUGCAGUUGUUAUUUGUGACCACACUCUCCUUUACCAAAUCCAAUAGAAAAAAUGGUGAUUUUAUCUAAGUUGACCAUGUGGACUGCUGCUGCCUCAUUCAGCAAGUUUGUGCCACUGAGGUCCAUCUUAAUGAGGAAUUAUUAAACACUAGAGUUACGAAUUGAAACGUAGAACUGAGCUGAAGGUUCAGCUAUUGAUCAACAACUCCUGUGUGUCUGGACUUUAAAAUGGUGUUGUUUUUCUAUUCAAUUUGGUGCAAGCAGAAAGUUGGUUUUAGAAAAGCAACAACAUAUCCUUCAUUUCUAGUUAAAGGGGCUUUUAACAGAAGGAUAAGCUAUUGAUGACACUUCACCAGGUGAAUCGUUUCUUAAGUGGCAUCUGUUACUACCUCAUACAACCACACUUAAAAAACUCAAAUUUAUUUUGGUUUCCUCUCCAGGGUUUAUUAUUGUAUUAAAAUGUUACUCUAAUGUUCAGUUUGACACUUUCCAUAGGCUUUUAUCUGGGCCCCGUAAGCAGGUGCUCAAAAGUACAUCAGAUGAGUUGAAUUUCAACUUUAAUAUAAUGUUGUGUGUCAGUCCCUGACCAAAGACGGAGAACCACAGCUCAGUCAUUGCUGACUGCAGCACCACACUGCAGUUUCACCAAUGUCGUUGGAUUUAAAGGAGUCACUGGAUGAAUGCUGAUUUACUUCCAGCCUAUGGUGAAAAACUAUACUUUUAUUUUACAGUGUCGUUCACAUAUCAGACUGUCCUUGCACUGAUUUACUGUUUAGGUAUUUAUGAGGAGGCUGACAUACAGUACAUUAGCCUCUGCAUCUAAGACGCGUUUUAGGGAACUACUAUUGUGUCAGUGAAAGAUUAUCAAUAACAUUUUUUUUUAAAUAUAGGAUUGUAUGAAGUAGGAUCCGCUAACUUCUAAUUUACCUCACCCAAAUUCAUUUUCCGCUGGUUUCAACUUUAAGUGGUGCUGCAAACAGAUUGUUCCACAUCACUGAAACUCUACAGACGUACACACCAGACGCUGCCACACAUAAAGAGAUUCAGUAUGCAGCUAUACUCCUGCAUGCAUUAGCUACGUCCUGAAUUAGCUGGAGCCGUUUCAUUGUGUAAUAUAGCUUGAUGUUGAAAAUUAUUCAUCUAUUCCUGCGUGAUAUUCCCAACCCAUGUCAGUGGACAGAUUAAAUGUCAUGAACAAAUGCAAUCUUUUUCUCUUUCAGUCAAAACAAUGUGAUCUCAAAAGGGAAGAAAACAGUGGCUUGCCCUAAUAGAAAUAUCUAACUUCAUGGAACAUCUCAACGAGCCAGAA